CUUCCUCUUUAUUCUUCUUCUUCUUCUCAAAGAUCUCUCUCUCUCUCUCUCUCUCUCUCUCGAUAACCAGAGACUCUCUUUCUCUUUCUUCUUGCAGUUGUAUCAUUCGUUUGUCUUGUUCAAUUCCUGAGAGAUUGGUGUACGGAGAGGGGAAUAUGCGGAGUUGGGAGAAAUCUCUGAGAAAUGAUGGACUGAGAAGAAAUCCUCCAAUCCAAUCAUUGUCUUCCAGCCUUCCAUCGUUUUCUUCCACUCUUCUAGAUGAAAUCUACCGUUCAAUCGAUGGAGGUAAGGACAAGUACGAUGAAAUGAAGCUGUACAAAGAGAGAAAUUCCAAGAAACAGAGCAGCGGCGGAGUAGUGACCUCAGUGAAGGCCAAGGGAAAGGGAAAGCCUAGUAGCAGCAUCGACGACGAAAAAGCGGCGAGUUUCAGGUGGAAGGAAAAGAAGGCGAACGGCGACAAGGUUUCAUCCGGUCGGCGGCGACAAUCACUAUCUCCGGAAUUGGAUAGGAGGAAUAUUUGGAAUCCGCAGAACCACGGCGGAGAUGCUCUGUUUUACAGCUCCUAUUCUAGUUGUUCGGAUUCUAGCUCCGGUGGAGUCUCGUCCUCCGACGCCGAGUUUCCGGCGAAGCCUAUAUCCACGGCUAGUCGUUUCACUGCGUCUAGGCCGAAGCCGGUGAGGACUAGUGUGUCUUCGGCCCAAUCGGAGAAAUUGGGAACAGCUUCAUACUACGAACAGAGCGAUAACUGUCUGUUUGAUGAUUAUUUAAAUCAUCACCAUUGGAAAAAUCCAGGUGGUUCGAAGCACGAUGAUGAUGGCUUGACGAAAACGAGAUCGAGAGCCGCAAGAAUCUGCAGCAAUCUAAAGAAAAUUAAACAGCCGAUCUCACCCGGCGGCAAGCUCGUCAGCUUUCUCAACUCGCUCUUCACCAAUGGAAAUUCCAAGAAGACAAAGAGCUGCUCAUCGAUUUACGAGGAGGAUGCUUGUGUCGAGAGGAAAGCAAAUCCCGUUCAGGAAUCAACAUGUUCAUCGGCAUCCUCGUUUUCCAGAUCGUGUCUCUCCAAAGCCUCAAAGAAUUCAAAUAAUGAAAAAGCAAGCAAUGGAAUCAAACGAACAGUCCGAUUCUACCCCGUGAGCGUUAUCGUGGACGAGGAUAGCCGUCCCUGCGGCCAUAAAUCCAUCUACGCCGACGAUUUCGGAAAGAGAGAAGCACGAAAAGCGGAAAGGGAGCGGAAAAUUGAAGAGGCGGCACGAGACUUUCUGAGAAAAUACGCUAAAAAUGACGAAGAAGUAAACGAUGCAGCCAGUGAUUCAAGCUCUGAUCUCUUCGAGCUGGAUCAUUUGGCGCCUAUAGGGAAUAACGAGAGAUACUGCGAGGAACUUCCGGUCUAUGAAACGACUAAUCUUGGCAAGAAUCGCGCCAUUGCCAGUGGCUUGAUUCCCUAGUUUUCAUCAUCAUGGGAGUUUGAGGAAAAAGCGAUGGCGAAGAGAAGACACGCUGAAAAAGAGAGGGAGAGAGAGAAACAGUUAAUGACAAAGACAGAGAAAAAGGAAGGCGAUGAGAGUGGGGAAGGAAGAUUCGAGAUCGAAAGGAGAGAAGCGUACGGUAUGGCCUACGGCGAUGGGGUAAAGCGAAAGCCAACAGAUCUGUGUCUCAGCUCCAUGGGAAUAGGGAAAGCGAGAGCUUUUGCUUUCUUUCUUUCUCUGGCAUCGGUUUGAAAGACAACAUCUGUUGUUGCUUCUUCAUGCUGUCUCUGUACAAAUCCCCAGGAUCAAGAAAAAAAGAGCCAUUCGUUUCCCUGCUUUUCCCUCCCAAUCCCUCCAAUUUAACAUUUCUUCUUGAUUUUUAUAAAGUAAACAUCCAAACUAGGCCACAAAAUUCUCAUAAUAGGCUACGUUGAUGACUAACGACUUCCUAUGCAACAGGAGUUCAAAUCUUCCUGGCCCAGCCAUAUCUAAUUUUUGUGUGCCGAUGUACGUUGUUGUGCGCUAUUACCCAUGGCAAAUGAGAUUACUCGUGAUCGAAUAACAUACAUGUAAAUGAGUAGAAUGUAACAAAGUGUAUAAAUCUUAUUUGGAAGAGGAUAGAAUAGAAAGUA
Messenger RNA from Diospyros lotus (date-plum), 2098 nucleotides. RefSeq names its product protein BIG GRAIN 1-like A. The transcript is spliced from 2 exons. The coding region runs from base 156 to 1445 and encodes 429 amino acids. NCBI's taxonomy places the organism in Eukaryota, Viridiplantae, Streptophyta, Magnoliopsida, Ericales, Ebenaceae. Gene Ontology annotation, biological process: auxin-activated signaling pathway. The record is from RefSeq and is a predicted model, not a curated record.